AUGGGGCAUUCAGUUAAAGGUUGUUGGGUCAGUAACCCUAAUAAUAAGUGGUCGGUUUGUGUGGUUCGUCCCGUUAUCACAGCGAUAGGGGCACCCGUCGUUGCGAGUGUGACUGCGGGCGGGGAGGCGGGUCGCACCGGACCGGAGCCCCAGGACGGCGCUAUGAAAGGCGUCGAGGCCACACCGGAGGAACAGGAACGGUUAGCCACCGGAAACAACAAUGGGUCCCUCGAUUGUAAAUUACCGCCGCAACAGGGUAGGCCGAGAACGGCUUUCCAUUCGACCAGAAUGUUCAUGCUGGUGUUCCUAUCGGGAUGGGUGUUGCAAGGUAUGUUCCUUACAUACUUCGUGAGCGUCACCACUACCGUUGAGAAGCUGUUUAAAGUGGAAUCGAAGACGACCGGGACGCUGUUGGCUGCUACGGAGAUCGGUCAGAUAUGUACCGCGCUGUUCCUGACAUACCUCGCGGGUCGCGGCCACAGACCCAGAUGGAUCGCCUGCAUGAUGCUGGUGCUGGCUGUGGGCGUGAUCGGCUGUGUGGUCCCUCACAUCAUGUACGGAACACGGCUGAUGGAUGUACAUUUAGAUUCACAUAGAGGUGGUUCGGCGCCGGUUUGCUCCGCCGACGGUAAUUCUUCGAUGGUGACAUGUGACGACGCUCACGCCAGGAGUACCGCCGCCCGAUCCUAUAUAACUUCGGUGGUGAUACCUUGGCUGUUCGUCUGCCUGCUGGUGGUCGGCGUUGGACAGACCGGCAUCGCUACACUCGGUAUACCAUAUGUAGACGAUAACGUCGGCAGUAAGCAAUCACCACUAUACAUGGGUAUUACGAUCGGUAUAAGAGUGAUCGGGCCGGCGUUGGGUUUCUUGUUGGGGGCUCUGUGUACCCGUGUGUACGUGGAUCCCCUCAUAGACCCCGGGUAUGAAUACAGCGACCCCAGAUGGGUCGGCGCCUGGUGGCUGGGUAUGGUGUUCAUAGCCGGUUUCAUAGUAAUACUUUCGACUCUAAUGUUUUUCUUCCCUCGUCAAAUAAAACAAGGACCUAUGCCAUUGACUUUGAAAAAGAGCAAAGAAAAAAGCGAACCCUUCUUCAAAGAUUUCUUCGUGACUAUAAAACGCCAACUGACAAACGACAUCCUCAUGUGGCGCACGGCGUCCUCUGUUCUACACUUGAUGCCCAUCAGCGGCAUAUACUCCUUCCUGCCCAAAUACUUGGAGAAGCAGUUCCGUUUACCAACACACGACGCCAACCUUGUCUCGGGUCUUGGUGGUAUCUUAGUGAUGGGUCUGGGCACCAUCACUUCAGGAGUUGUCAUCCUCAAACUAGUGCCAACAGCUAGACAAGUGGCCGCGUGGACGGCUGCUACCGCUGCUAUAUAUAGUGCUGGUAUGGUCGUUUUAAUGUUCGUGUCGUGUCCCGAGGAGACGUUCCGUUCAUUGGACGCCUACAACUUGUCUUGUAGUUCUGACUGCAACUGUUACGGAGCACCUUACUCGCCUGUAUGUGGACAGGAUUCGUUUACUUAUCAGACGCCGUGUCAAGCCGGUUGUGCAAACAGCCAACAACUAGACAAUAGUACGUGGUUGUACUAUAACUGUUCUUGCAUCAAUGGGACCAUGCUCGGAGAAAAAGCUGUUAACACGCUCGAGCGUUAUUCGGUAGCCGAUAGUUUCUCAUCGAGUUCGUUCGCUGUGUCCGGUGAGUGUGGGGGCGCGUGUAACCAGAUCUACGUGUUCAUAGCUAUCUUCGCGGCUAUAAUGUUCGUUCACGCCACGGGAGAAGUCGGCGCUGUGCUCAUUAUUAUACGCUGCACAGAUAAACAGGAUAAAGCGAUGGCCAUGGGUGUGAUCCAAUUCGCGAUCGGCGUGUUCGGUAACGUGCCGUGUCCGAUUAUCUUCGGCGCGGCUAUAGACGCCGCUUGCCGCCUUCGGGACGCGGCCUGCGGACUCAUAGGAGCCUGCGCGAGCUACGACAGUGAUAGAUUCAGACACUUCUUCCUAGGUCUCUCCGCCGGUUUGAUGUUCCUGGCCUUCAUAAUGGAUAUGUUGGUGUGGCUCCGCGCCAGCCGUAUCGACAUGAACCCCGCCGACCGCAGCUCAGACCGUUCGCCGGCCGGGGACACGUCGCUCUGA
Molecule: messenger RNA, 2133 nt
Organism: Danaus chrysippus (African queen)
Lineage: Eukaryota; Metazoa; Arthropoda; Insecta; Lepidoptera; Nymphalidae
Source: the annotation of a GenBank genome assembly